This is a messenger RNA of Xiphophorus hellerii (green swordtail), 3371 nucleotides long. RefSeq names its product high-affinity choline transporter 1-like. Gene Ontology annotation, cellular component: synapse; dendrite; perikaryon. The transcript is spliced from 9 exons. Bases 348 to 2138 code for a protein of 596 amino acids. Gene Ontology annotation, biological process: neuromuscular synaptic transmission; acetylcholine biosynthetic process; choline transport. Gene Ontology annotation, molecular function: choline:sodium symporter activity. NCBI's taxonomy places the organism in Eukaryota, Metazoa, Chordata, Actinopteri, Cyprinodontiformes, Poeciliidae. The record is from RefSeq and is a predicted model, not a curated record.
GGAAUUUCGGCCCUCUUCCAGUAACAUCAGCCGGGACAUCGUGACGCUUUUUAUUAGUUUUUUUUUUUUUUUCUUCCAGGUGCUCAUUAAGAGGGACGGGUGGUUUCUCUGACGCGUGUCUCGGUCCUCUGACGGCAUCUGCCCCCUUUAUAAGCCUCAGCAAGUCACCCGAGAGACCCCCACCGCCGUUUCGCUUUACAGUUGCCCACCGUUCAAAGAGGGACGCGUAUUUCAAUGCUGCUGGAACUGUGAUGCUCGUUUUCUUUGCUCAUCUGCCCACACGCAUGACUCUGGAAAGACUUUUGGUCUUCAUGUCCUCCCGUUCCUAGCAGAAGACCACUGCGACAAUGACCAUCCAUGCAGAGGGGCUUGUGGCUAUCGCGGUCUUCUAUCUCCUCAUUCUGUUCGUGGGCAUCUGGGCGGCAUGGAAGAACAAACACUCCGGGGAGGCUGAGGGCACCGACCGCAGCGAAACCAUCAUGGUCGGAGGGAGAGACAUCGGACUAUUUGUCGGUGGAUUCACAAUGACAGCGACCUGGGUGGGUGGAGGAUACAUCAAUGGCACAGCUGAGUAUGUGUAUCUUCCCGACUACGGCUUGGCUUGGGCUCAAGCCCCAUUUGGAUAUGCUCUCAGUCUGGUUGUUGGUGGUCUUUUCUUUGCUAAGCCCAUGCGCUCCAGGGGUUAUGUCACCAUGCUGGACCCCUUCCAGCAACUUUAUGGGAAACGCAUGGGUGGUCUUCUCUUCAUACCUGCAUUCAUGGGUGAGAUUUUUUGGUCUGCUGCCAUCCUGUCCGCCCUCGGUGCUACUCUGAGUGUCAUUGUGGACAUCAACAUCAAGAUGUCAGUGGUUAUCUCUGCACUCAUAGCAAUCUUCUACACCCUGGUUGGAGGACUGUACUCUGUGGCCUACACGGAUGUCGUGCAGCUGUUUUGUAUCUUUAUUGGCCUUUGGAUCAGCGUCCCUUUUGCUUUGACUAAUGCUGCGGUGUCAGACAUCACCGUCACUGCAGUGAAGAGGGUUUAUCAGUCGCCGUGGAGAGGCAGCAUCAAGAAGGAAGACACCUGGAUGUGGGUUGACAACUUCUGUCUUCUGAUGCUGGGAGGAAUACCUUGGCAAGUGUAUUUCCAAAGGGUGUUAUCUGCCUCCUCCGCCACCUAUGCACAGGUUCUCUCUUUCCUGGCCGCGUUUGGAUGCCUUGUCAUGGCCGUGCCCUCCGUUCUCAUCGGAGCCAUUGGGGCCUCCACAGACUGGAACAAGACCAGUUAUGGUGGUGAAGCUCCUAAAGACAAAGAUGAAGCAGCAAUGAUUCUCCCCAUUGUGCUGCAGCACCUUUGUCCGCCAUUUGUUUCUUUCUUCGGUUUGGGCGCUGUGUCUGCCGCUGUCAUGUCCUCUGCAGACUCCUCCAUUCUGUCUGCAAGCUCCAUGUUUGCAAGAAACAUCUACCAGCUUGCCUUCAGACAGUCAGCAUCCGACCGUGAAAUUGUGUGGGUGAUGCGAAUCACAAUCUUUGUAUUUGGCGGGCUUGCCACCCUGAUGGCCCUGGGCGCUGGCACGGUUUAUGGCCUCUGGUACCUGAGCUCAGAUCUGGUUUAUGUCAUCAUCUUCCCGCAGCUCCUCAGCGUGCUCUUCGUCAAAGGUACAAACACGUACGGCUCGGUGGCUGCGUACAUGUUUGGCCUGGUGCUGCGCAUAGGCGGGGGUGAGCCCUACCUGCACCUGCCUCCUUUCAUUUAUUACCCAGGCUGGACGACCGAGCAGCGGAAGCACCAGGACUCAGAUGAAAUGGAGGAAAUUAUCAUACAGAGGUUCCCCUUUAAGACUGUCUCUAUGUUGGCCUCCUUUUUCGGCAACUUUGUUUUCUCUUACCUGGCGAAGUACUUGUUCGAGAGCGGAAAGAUUUCACACAAAUAUGACUUUCUGGAUGCCGUGGUGUCCAGCCGCAGUGGGGAGAUAAUGGAUAAAACUACUCUUGUUACCCGAGGCAACAACAUCGGGCUGUCGGAGUUAGCGCCUGUCAAACCGCGGCUGAGUGUGACCUUGGCAGCCGCCUUUACCCGCCGUGACACGCUGCCAGAGGAAACAGUUGAAGAGGAAGAGGAAGAGUCCAGCCCUGACUUCUCACAUAACGAAGAAUAAUAAAACCUGGAUUUCAUAAAAAUGUAAAGACAGAAUACCUGACUGAACUGGCAGGAGGCCAAGAGACAAGAAGAAAAUAUCCUCUUUCUGGACUUUAAAGUACUCGGACAUCCCACUUAAUUGGAUAAGAGCCACAUGUCAGGAUAUUAGACUCUAAUUAUAGCCGCUUUCUGAUUAUCACACCUACAUAUUUAAAUAUAUACAUAGAAAGCACUUAUACAUUGUCACCUUGCAUACCUCAUGCCUUUUUAACUGGGUUAGAGGUAUAUGAUAAGUCCAAUUUAUUUGACUAUUCAGCACUAAAGAAAAGAAAGUCUUCAGAUUUCUGUUUAUCAUCCAAAAUCAUGUAAAACAAUUGACAAAUACUUUAUAAGAAUUGACAGCACAACUACUGUUUGGAAGGGAAUUAAUAAAAAGCAAUAAUAUAUACAGCUUCACACACAUGCAGCAAUUGCAAUGUAACCUGAUGAUAACUAUAGCAGUAGAAUAGAUCAGCUGUAGGUAAUUAUGAAAAAAUGCAUCUAUUCUUCAUUAUGUCAGUUGUUCACAGUGAAAUCUGAAGCUGGUGAUUUAAAAAGGAAGUGUUUCUUUGAAUGGAAACACCACUAUAUUUCCUAUUAUUAUUUUAUACUCUUACUAAAGAACAAACAGUGAUUUGAAAAAAAUGCAAUGAAGUGAAUCAAAAAUACCCAAGCAGAAAUUACUGUAGUUGGCUGAAGCAUUUGCUUUUGCUCUCAUUAAUGUUGGCCGUAGAAACAGUUUAGUCAAAAAAAAAAAAGCUUGGUGUUUUAAAUGAACUUGUAUUCAACUGCCUUAAAGAUGCUCCUAAAAGAGAUAUUUUGCUUUCACUGUUCUGACCAGAUUCAUGAGACACUGGAGUAAGAAAGACUUUACAAUGAAUGUAAAAUCUGCAGUAGAUCUGGUUUAAAUUAAAUGGGACACUUCUUCUCCUUCUUCAUGUUGCAGAGCGUUGUGUUUGCAGGCUCUGACUUACCUUCUGCCGGUUACUUGUUUUUGCAGAAGCAAUGAAUAGAUUAUUUUCUUGUGACAUGUGUAUUUGUAUACAUGCUGUAUAAGGAUAAAACAUAUAUAUGAGUAACAAUUAUCGCUGUUUGAAUUAUCCAUAUGCGACAAAAAAAAACAUUCAUUAUAAAUGUUUAUUUAUUUUUGAUGUGAUACAAAAUAAUAAAGACUCAAAAGGGUGAAGAUGACGAUAAAAUAUGCCAAAGUAAA